AUGCCAUUGAACCUUUCUGCUACUCUAUUGGACGAUAUUUCCCGUUUAUAUAUUGAUGCAGAUGAUUAUAACGUUAUUAUUACUGCCGGACAAGGCGAUGAUGCUAAAGUUUUUAAAGCGCACACGGUGAUUUUACGAUCGAGAUCUUCUUAUUUCAGAGUUGCGUUAUCGCCUAAUUGGGCCAAGAAAAUACCGUCACAAUACAAUCAUGAAUUUAACACACAAUGUGAUGCAUUAUAUUUUAGUAAACCUAAUAUUUCACCAAAGGUCUUCGAGAUUAUCUUAAAAUACAUCUACACUGGAACGUGUUCCCUCGAAGAAAAUGAUAUUCUUCUUGAUAUAUUGAUCGCUUCAGAUGAAUUUGGACUCUUUGAAUUAGUAAAUUACGUUCAAGAGCAUAUUAUUUCUGACGAGACCGGAUGGUUGCACGAGAAUCUUGUCAAAGUCUUUAAAGUUGCAUUAAGACAUGAUGAAUUUCAUCUACUUCGAGAGCAUUGUGGUGAACUUAUUAGUAAACAACCUGAAUUACUUUUUAAUUCAAAGGAUUUUGUUACGUUGGAAAAAUCUUAUCCAAGUAAUUAUAUUUUGAGUAGAGUUAGAUUUGCAGAUUUCGCGAUAAGAGAUUCUUCGACAGUUAACACUUCUAUUGGAUUUGGAAACGAUUUUUGGUGGUUCGAGGGAAAAUGUAUGCAUUUUAAUUAUAACAAAAAAAUACUUGAUACGCGGCAAUUUUUUUCUAUGGAAGAUUAUGAAGUGUUUCAGGUUGUUAAGAAGGAAUAG
This is a messenger RNA of Dentiscutata erythropus, 780 nucleotides long. Lineage: Eukaryota; Fungi; Glomeromycota; Glomeromycetes; Diversisporales; Gigasporaceae. The record is from the annotation of a GenBank genome assembly.